AUGUGUGGAUGUGGCAAAGUAUAUAUUCCACUCUCAGAUUCAGAAGACUUGUACAAAGGAUUUAAGUCAUCAAAUCGUUGUCCUGUGAAUGAAGAAUUCCUGAAAUGUGGAUCAAGUUGUGAACCCAGUUGUGAAAAUCCUCACCCGAAAAUCUGUACGGCGGAAUGUAUUUUGGAUGUCUGCCAGUGCAAAGAAGGAUAUGUUCGAAGAUCUGAUGGCCGAUGCGUUAAAAUGGCAAAUUCAAAAUGUCAUGAAAACGAACGAUUUUGGGAGUGUGGAACUGCAUGCGAGCUAACGUGCGAAGAUCCGGAACCACGUCCUUGCACGAGGCAGUGCAUCCUGAACGUUUGCCGAUGUUUGCCAGGAUACGUACGACGUUGGGAUGGAGCUUGCGUUGAGGAAUGCGAUUGCACAUUCCCCUGCUUUGAUUAA
This is a messenger RNA of Ctenocephalides felis (cat flea), 432 nucleotides long. RefSeq names its product von Willebrand factor-like. The transcript has 3 exons. Bases 1 to 432 code for a protein of 143 amino acids. The record is from RefSeq and is a predicted model, not a curated record. Lineage: Eukaryota; Metazoa; Arthropoda; Insecta; Siphonaptera; Pulicidae.